This is a messenger RNA of Spirodela intermedia, 237 nucleotides long. Lineage: Eukaryota; Viridiplantae; Streptophyta; Magnoliopsida; Alismatales; Araceae. The record is from the annotation of a GenBank genome assembly.
AUGCGAUGCCCAUCCUUUUCUGUGUCCACGAGCACGCCGUCGCAGUCGAACAGGAGCGCCGCAGGGAGAGGAGAACCAGAAGAGGACGAAGAAGACGACGCUGAAGAAAAAACCACACCGCCUCGCCGCCUUUCACAGAAGCGCGAGGAAGACGGCGCCGCGUUUCUUCCCAAUCCCACACGAAUUUGGAGGGCGGAGGUAGCACCAAGCGCAGAUGAAACCGGAAGAAGAAGAUGA